AUGGGGACGCGCCGCGGCGUGAUGAUGGCGGCGAGAGCAGCGGUGGUGGCGCUGGUGGUGGCGCGCUGCUGCUUACCCCUCGCACGCGCUGCUCCCGUGGUGGACGCCGAGAACAGAGGUCCCUGCAAUGCCAUGGCAAUCAGCCAUGCUGUGCACCAUACCGCCCAGGGCGCAGCUGAGUCAGCAUCAUCCGUGACAGUAACCCGAUUCAGCAUGCAGCAUGAGGCCCGCACCAGCAACAACCGUCACUGCUGGUGGCACUGCCCCUCCUGCCGUGCCCACCUCCAUCCAUCCCUCUUCCCUCCCCCUUUUCCUCUCGCCCCUCCCCUGAGAAUGUUUCCAACAUGUGAUGCGGGAGGACCUGCGGCCUUGUGUGGUAUGGCAUGGGGGGAUGGCAUGGGGGGUAUCGUAUGGGUGCACGGCAUGGGUGCACGGCAUGGGUGCAUGGCAUGGGUGCAUGGCAUGGGUGCACGGCAUGGGUGCAUGGCAUGGGUGCAUGGCAUGGGUGCAUGGCAUGGGUGCAUGGCAUGGGUACUUGAUUUUACUUCAGUCCUUCCGCCCUCCCUGCCAUCCUUCUCCUCCCACAGCUUCAUCGUAGGGUGCAAGGGUAGCCUCGUCGGCCCCCUUCCCACGGCUCUCCUCGCAUUGUCCCAUCUCAAGACUCUGGAUAUGAGGGCGUGCUUUCAUCUCCCUCGCUCGCUCCCUCGCUCACUCCCCGAUACCCUAGGCAGCCUGUCCUCUCCCAUGGGCCUCAGCACCGCCUCUCACGGCAAUCUCAAAGCUUCCGUUCCGCAAGAGCUGGGCAAUCUGCAGCAGCUCACCCGCCUACAUUUGUCAAUGAACUUUUUUCUCGACUCACUACCAGAGCAGCUCUCCCAGCUGCAGAAGCUGCAGUCUCUGCACGUGUCGGAUCAUCACCUGUCUGGGGAGCUGCCUGCGUGGAUCUUCAGCCUCACAGACUUGACUUCACUGUGCGUGCUGCCAUGCACCAUCUGCCAUGCACCAUCUGCUAUGCACCAUCUGCCAUGCACCAUCUGCCAUGCACCAUCUGCUAUGCACCAUCUGCCAUGCACCAUCUGCCAUGCACCAUCUGCAUGCACCAUCUGCUAUGCACCAUCUGCUAUGCACCAUCUGCCAUGCACCAUCUGCUAUGCACCAUCUGCCAUGCACCAUCUGCCAUGCACCAUCUGCUAUGCACCAUCUGCCAUGCACCAUCGGCUAUGCACCAUCUGCCAUGCACCAUCUGCUAUGCACCAUCUGCCAUGCACCAUCUGCUAUGCACCAUCUGCUAUGCACCAUCUGCCAUGCACCAUCUGCCAUGCACCAUCUGCUAUGCACCAUCUGCUAUGCACCAUCUGCUAUGCACCAUCUGCUAUGCACCAUCUGCUAUGCACCAUCUGCCAUGCACCAUCUGCCAUGCACCAUCUGCUAUGCACCAUCUGCCAUGCACCAUCUGCCAUGCACCAUCUGCUAUGCACCAUCUGCUAUGCACCAUCUGCUAUGCACCAUCUGCUAUGCACCAUCUGCCAUGCACCAUCUGCUAUGCACCAUCUGCCAUGCACCAUCUGCCAUGCACCAUCUGCUAUGCACCAUCUGCCAUGCACCAUCUGCCAUGCACCAUCUGCUAUGCACCAUCUGCUAUGCACCAUCUGCCAUGCACCAUCUGCCAUGCACCAUCUGCUAUGCACCAUCUGCUAUGCACCAUCUGCUAUGCACCAUCUGCUAUGCACCAUCUGCUAUGCACCAUCUGCUAUGCACCAUCUGCCAUGCACCAUCUGCCAUGCACCAUCUGCUAUGCACCAUCUGCCAUGCACCAUCUGCUAUGCACCAUCUGCUAUGCACCAUCUGCCAUGCACCAUCUGCCAUGCACCAUCUGCUAUGCACCAUCUGCCAUGCACCAUCUGCCAUGCACCAUCUGCUAUGCACCAUCUGCUAUGCACCAUCUGCUAUGCACCAUCUGCUAUGCACCAUCUGCUAUGCACCAUCUGCUAUGCACCAUCUGCUAUGCACCAUCUGCUAUGCACCAUCUGCUAUGCACCAUCUGCUAUGCACCAUCUGCUAUGCACCAUCUGCUAUGCACCAUCUGCUAUGCACCAUCUGCCAUGCACCAUCUGCCAUGCACCAUCUGCUAUGCACCAUCUGCCAUGCACCAUCUGCCAUGCACCAUCUGCUAUGCACCAUCUGCUAUGCACCAUCUGCUAUGCACCAUCUGCUAUGCACCAUCUGCCAUGCACCAUCUGCUAUGCACCAUCUGCCAUGCACCAUCUGCCAUGCACCAUCUGCUAUGCACCAUCUGCCAUGCACCAUCUGCCAUGCACCAUCUGCUAUGCACCAUCUGCUAUGCACCAUCUGCCAUGCACCAUCUGCCAUGCACCAUCUGCUAUGCACCAUCUGCUAUGCACCAUCUGCUAUGCACCAUCUGCUAUGCACCAUCUGCUAUGCACCAUCUGCUAUGCACCAUCUGCCAUGCACCAUCUGCCAUGCACCAUCUGCUAUGCACCAUCUGCCAUGCACCAUCUGCUAUGCACCAUCUGCUAUGCACCAUCUGCCAUGCACCAUCUGCCAUGCACCAUCUGCUAUGCACCAUCUGCCAUGCACCAUCUGCCAUGCACCAUCUGCUAUGCACCAUCUGCUAUGCACCAUCUGCUAUGCACCAUCUGCUAUGCACCAUCUGCUAUGCACCAUCUGCUAUGCACCAUCUGCUAUGCACCAUCUGCUAUGCACCAUCUGCUAUGCACCAUCUGCUAUGCACCAUCUGCUAUGCACCAUCUGCUAUGCACCAUCUGCUAUGCACCAUCUGCUAUGCACCAUCUGCUAUGCACCAUCUGCUAUGCACCAUCUGCUAUGCACCAUCUGCUAUGCACCAUCUGCUAUGCACCAUCUGCCAUGCACCAUCUGCUAUGCACCAUCUGCUAUGCACCAUCUGCUAUGCACCAUCUGCUAUGCACCAUCUGCUAUGCACCAUCUGCUGUGCACCAUCUGCUGUGCACCAUCUGCUGUGCACCAUCUGCUAUGCACCAUCUGCUAUGCACCAUCUGCUAUGCACCAUCUGCUAUGCACCAUCUGCUAUGCACCAUCUGCUAUGCACCAUCUGCUAUGCACCAUCUGCUAUGCACCAUCUGCUAUGCACCAUCUGCUAUGCACCAUCUGCUAUGCACCAUCUGCUAUGCACCAUCUGCUAUGCACCAUCUGCUAUGCACCAUCUGCUAUGCACCAUCUGCUAUGCACCAUCUGCUAUGCACCAUCUGCUAUGCACCAUCUGCUAUGCACCAUCUGCUAUGCACCAUCUGCUAUGCACCAUCUGCUAUGCACCAUCUGCUAUGCACCAUCUGCUAUGCACCAUCUGCUAUGCACCAUCUGCUAUGCACCAUCUGCUAUGCACCAUCUGCUAUGCACCAUCUGCUAUGCACCAUCUGCUAUGCACCAUCUGCUAUGCACCAUCUGCUAUGCACCAUCUGCUAUGCACCAUCUGCUAUGCACCAUCUGCUAUGCACCAUCUGCUAUGCACCAUCUGCUAUGCACCAUCUGCUAUGCACCAUCUGCUAUGCACCAUCUGCUAUGCACCAUCUGCUAUGCACCAUCUGCUAUGCACCAUCUGCUAUGCACCAUCUGCUAUGCACCAUCUGCUAUGCACCAUCUGCUAUGCACCAUCUGCUAUGCACCAUCUGCUAUGCACCAUCUGCUAUGCACCAUCUGCUAUGCACCAUCUGCUAUGCACCAUCUGCUAUGCACCAUCUGCUAUGCACCAUCUGCUAUGCACCAUCUGCUAUGCACCAUCUGCUAUGCACCAUCUGCUAUGCACCAUCUGCUAUGCACCAUCUGCUAUGCACCAUCUGCUAUGCACCAUCUGCUAUGCACCAUCUGCUAUGCACCAUCUGCUAUGCACCAUCUGCUAUGCACCAUCUGCUAUGCACCAUCUGCUAUGCACCAUCUGCUAUGCACCAUCUGCUAUGCACCAUCUGCUAUGCACCAUCUGCCAUGCACCAUCUGCUAUGCACCAUCUGCUAUGCACCAUCUGCUAUGCACCAUCUGCUAUGCACCAUCUGCUAUGCACCAUCUGCUAUGCACCAUCUGCUAUGCACCAUCUGCUAUGCACCAUCUGCUAUGCACCAUCUGCUAUGCACCAUCUGCUAUGCACCAUCUGCUAUGCACCAUCUGCUAUGCACCAUCUGCUAUGCACCAUCUGCUAUGCACCAUCUGCUAUGCACCAUCUGCUAUGCACCAUCUGCUAUGCACCAUCUGCUAUGCACCAUCUGCUAUGCACCAUCUGCUAUGCACCAUCUGCUAUGCACCAUCUGCUAUGCACCAUCUGCUAUGCACCAUCUGCUAUGCACCAUCUGCUAUGCACCAUCUGCUAUGCACCAUCUGCUAUGCACCAUCUGCUAUGCACCAUCUGCUAUGCACCAUCUGCUAUGCACCACCUCCCAUCGAACAUCCUUUUCAUCUUUCCGCUUCUAUUCUCUCCUCUUCCCAUACCUUCCCUUCCUGCAUCCCCUCUCUAAUAUGUCCCCUCCCCUUUCUGCGCUUCCCUUCUCCCGUUUCCGCCCCCAUCCAUCUCAAUGCACCAGGACUAUUAAGGACAACCACUUUUCAGAAUCCAUUCCAGAGGCAAUCAGCAGCCUCAAGCAGCUAAGGGAGUUGUGA
Molecule: messenger RNA, 4644 nt
Organism: Closterium sp. Naga37s-1
Lineage: Eukaryota; Viridiplantae; Streptophyta; Zygnematophyceae; Desmidiales; Closteriaceae
Source: the annotation of a GenBank genome assembly